CUUGCCAACAAGUUCAAUUGGCCUGACGGCUCUGAUAUAGCUUAAGCAAGGCCUGGACCUUCACAUCCACAAAUUCACAAUCGAUGCUUGCAAUGAACGAAUCUCCAACUUUCAUCGGCCUCAAAGGUCAGAGCCUUCUUUAUGCCGUCACUUUCUGUUGCUCCAUGGGCUUCCUCCUCUUUGGCUACGACAUUGGUUACAUGGGCGGCCUUACAACAUCCACCGUCUUCCUUGAAGUCUUCGAUAAUCCAAAUGCCUCCCUUCUCGCUUUCCUAGUAUCUGCCUAUGAUUUAGGUGCAUUAUUUGGUGCUUUAUUUACAUUCGUCGUCGGUGACAAGAGCGGACGCAAGGCGAAUAAUAUCGCUGGCGCCAUAAUCGUGUCAGUAGGUGCAAUCCUGCAAACCACAACGUUUGGACUAGCCCAGUUUCUUGUGGGCCGAAUCCUUGCUGGCUUUGGGCUCGGAAUUAUGACCACUGUGAUUCCUAUCUGGCUCACAGAGUGCGCCAUGCCCAAGUCCCGAGGCCGCAUGAUGGCUAUGCAGCUCUCAAACCUUAUCGUCGGCCUCAUCAUCUCAAAUUGGCUCGACUAUGCUAUGGUCUCCUACGCUGGCUCAAUUCAAUGGCGUCUGCCAUGCGCAUUUCAGAUUGUGUUUUGUAUCAUCAUCGUCAUUCUCACGCCUUUCCUCCCUGAAUCCCCACGCUACCUCUGCGCGACUGACCAGGUUGACCGCGCCACGGUGGCCCUAGCAGCUUUGCGGGGAGGACACAUUGAUACACCCGAAGUAGUGGAGGAAAUGAAUGAGAUUCGGUAUGCAAUUGCAACUGAGGCCCAGGAAACCGGAUCUUGGAGCGAUGUGUUCAAAGAUAACGGCAUCAGUGGCUGGACUCGUGUUUUGAUCGCCUUUGCGGCAAACUUUUUCCAGCAACUAUCUGGGGUAAAUGUCAUGUCUUCACUCGGCCCGUACAUCUUCCAGAAUUCUGUCGGUUUGUCGAGACAUGUCUCCCUCCUUGUGUCCGGCGGCUUACAGGCCUUCUACUUUCUCAGCAGCUUGAUUCCAUGGUUGGUGGUCGACCGCAUCGGGCGUCGACGACUCUUUAUGCUUGGCUCGACCGGCAUGUGUCUCUGCAUGGCCCUGUCAGCCAUUUUGGUUGGUGUGGGUGGAAAGGGGCCAGGCUACGGUGCCGUGGUUGUUCUCUACCUCUUCCAAACUUUCUUUACAGUAGGAUGGCAGUCGAACAUGUGGGUGUACCCGAGCGAGCUCCUCCCACUAAAGCUCAGACUUCGUGGCGGCGCACUCGCUGUCGUGUCCCAGUGGCUCUUUACAUUUGUCGUGGUCGAAAUGACUCCGCCAAUGAUCACAAACAUUGGGUAUAAAACCUACGUUGUUUUUGCAGUCAUCAACUUUGUUACCGUUCCGAUCGUCUAUCUCUUUUUCCCAGAGACUUCUCAGCGGCCCCUCGAAGCGGUGGACUUGCUAUUUGCUGACCAGGACGGGAAGCGACCGUCUAUUUUCAAAGUGGUCAGGAAUUCUGUCGACAAGGACUUUGUUGCCAAGAUAGAUAUCCAGCUACAGAGUCAGGCAAAGCUAAGGAACAAGAGCGAGGGACUUGUCGACAGCGCGAAGGAAUCAACAGUGCAUAUAGAGUUGGCGCAUGAUAUGUAACGCAAAGCUGCCAUAACAAGAGCGGGUAUUACGUGUAGUUAAUCAUACUAUCCAUCACUGGGUAACAUAAUAGCGAACGGAUCAGGAAACGUCGGGAACUCGCUCCAAGUAUCAUCAAACUCGAAUCCAUACGUACCCAAAGUAUCGAAUAUAGAGACCUGUGUCGGCCCGCCC
Amorphotheca resinae ATCC 22711 is the source of this 1838-nucleotide messenger RNA. RefSeq lists its product as hypothetical. Gene Ontology annotation, molecular function: carbohydrate:proton symporter activity. NCBI's taxonomy places the organism in Eukaryota, Fungi, Ascomycota, Leotiomycetes, Helotiales, Amorphothecaceae. The coding region runs from base 84 to 1664 and encodes 526 amino acids. The record is from RefSeq and is a predicted model, not a curated record. Gene Ontology annotation, cellular component: membrane. The transcript has a single exon. Gene Ontology annotation, biological process: transmembrane transport; carbohydrate transport.